CAAAAUUAUCGAAAAUCGGCUUUCUCCAGCAACAGCUGUUUGCGCACAUGUCUAGUAAAGCGUGCAGAUAAUUGAAAGCGAAAACAAGUGAAAAAUUCGUUUUUUUAAUAACAGAAAUAUAUACAAAAGGAUAAAAUCGCAAUGUCGUUUAAGAGGUUAAAAGUUCGUAGCGAUCUGCUUCCGCAAGCUACCAAUCCCACAAGUGAGUGCACCAGAUGCGUUAAUUUUCAAGAACAAUUUAAUGAAAUUAAAGAACGCGAAGAAAACUUGAAAUUAUCUAUGUUAGACAAGUUGGAGCAAAUCGAAAAAAACCACCUUUUACAAAACAAAGCUCUUAUGACAGUUUUGGCAGAACAUAAAAUUUUAAUCAGCAAGCUAAUUCGCCAGGAAUCUCUUGCUGCGCCCAUUGGCGACCUCUUUCCAAUUUGUACCGAUGAAGCUUUAGCCGCCGUAGAUGAAAAAAUAUUUCAGGACAACCGAGACAUUUACGUAAGCAUUGAAUCUUACUAAUGGUGUUUUCUUUUCUAGAGAAAAUGGUGCCUUUUUACUGUCCUCUCCUAAGUAUUUGUGCAAAAUGUUUCGGUAGAAAA
Molecule: messenger RNA, 590 nt
Organism: Rhagoletis pomonella (apple maggot)
Lineage: Eukaryota; Metazoa; Arthropoda; Insecta; Diptera; Tephritidae
Exons: 5
Coding region: 142-510 (122 amino acids)
Source: RefSeq, a predicted model, not a curated record